This is a messenger RNA of Anolis carolinensis (green anole), 2072 nucleotides long. It is a transcript of the gene dipk2b, whose product is annotated as divergent protein kinase domain 2B. The record is from RefSeq and is a predicted model, not a curated record. The transcript is spliced from 5 exons. Lineage: Eukaryota; Metazoa; Chordata; Lepidosauria; Squamata; Anolidae. Bases 141 to 1436 code for a protein of 431 amino acids.
CCCACCAAACUUCUGAAGCCACCAACUAGCUGGUAAGAUAAAAAAGCUCUAGGUUUCAUGGGCCAAAGUUCCCCUGUUGUAUAAAUGCCAUUGAGUUACAAACUGAGAGUAUCAGAAGCUGAGAUUUAUGCUGCCAUCAGAUGUCGGAGAUGGGGUCCUGCCUGUGUCACCUUUCUCCCCGGCUGCUGCUCUCUCUUCUGGGUUGGAGUCUGAGCUGCUGUCCUUUCUUGGGAGCAGCAGUUUCUCCAUCUUCAGGGCCACGCGUCCGGCCCAGCUACAGUUUUGGCCGGACUUUUUUGGGACUUGAUAAAUGCAAUGCCUGCAUUGGGACAUCAAUUUGCAAGAAAUUCUUUAAAGAAGAAAUAAGGUUUGACAGCUGGCUUUCUUCCAAUUUAAAACUCCCUCCCAACUACCUCUCUUGCUACUCUGGGAACUACUCUGAUGAUUCCAAAAGUUGGCGGCCAGUUGAGAUCUCCAGACUAACCACCAAAUACCAGCAUGACCAAUCCGACAAGAGAAUUUGUACUUCCCUUAUCCACACUAAGAGUUGCAGUAUUGAGAGAGCCUUAUGGAAGACAGAGAGGUUUCAGAAAUGGCUGAAAGCAAAACGCCUCACCCCUGACUUGGUUCAGGGUCUGCGUACACCAAUGCUCCGUUGCCCAUCUCAACGACUCCUAGACCGAAUAGUGCGCCGAUAUGCCGAAGUGCCAGAUGCAGGGAGCAUUUUCAUGGACCAUUUCACAGACCGGGAUAAACUGCGCCUUCUCUACACACUGUCAGUUAAUGCUCAUCCCAUCAUGUUACAGAUUUUCCCUGGAGCAGAAGGCUGGCCAUUUCCAAAAUACUUGGGCUCCUGUGGUCGGCUAAUAGUUACUACCAGCACCAGACCCCUGAAGGCUUUCUAUGGCACAGUGCCUGAAGUAGCAGCAGAUUUGGCUCUUCAGCUUCUUGCUAUCCUUGAGUCCAUGGCAAAUAAUGAUCUGAACUAUUUCUUCUACUUUACUCAUGUCGAUGCUGGCACGUUUGGCGUUUUCAGUGAUGGACAUCUGUUCAUCCGAGAUGCCAGCACUCUGGGAAUCAUUGACAAGCAGGAAGGUAGUCAAUGGAUGGAUGUUCAAGUGGAAGAGAAGGAUAUUUUUAGUUGCUUGGUGACAGAUUGCCAGUCUGUGGUCCCCUCCUGUAAUUCCAUCAAGCGUACCCAGAGCCUCAGCAUGGUGUGCGCAGAACUUCUAUCUAAGCUCUUAAAAAAAACGUUUCUAUCUCCUGUGCAAAAGAAGAUUGACGAGGCUCUGAAUAUCUGUGCAGACAGCUCUCUCACCAACCAAGAGAUUGUCCUGGCAGCUAAGGAGCUAUCUGGCAUUUUGAAACCUCUGAGGACCUGCGAUUCCCAUUUUACCUACCGCUACCCUGACUGCAAAUAUACUGUCAGUCCCUGAAGAAAAUGUUCUGCUGGUAUCCCAAUCUAUUCUCUACAUGCCUCUCCUGCCUUUCGAAGUUACAAGGAUUGAAAUUAUUCAGUCCAUGGGGAUUUAAACACUUUUCCACUCUGCUAAUGUACCAUGGACACACUUUGUGAGUUAGUUGGGUUAGCAGUUUUCAAAAGCUCUCAAACUUAGCUUUGCAGCACCUAUGUGGUAAUGUAGGACCCUGAGCCACUUGGCAUUGGGCCAAAGAUACAAUUCUUGUUUUGUUUUGUUUUUUGCUUUCUAUGGCUGCAUAGAAAGCAAUUCUUGAAUAAUUCCCAAACAACUUUCUUGAUUGCUGGCUGAAAAUGGGAUAUUUUGUCCCUUUCAUGAGAGUAGAGACUUACUACCAAUUGCUGUAUCUUCGGUCACUCUUUCCCCCAGCUGUAGUGGCAAAUUAGGUUUGUAGCGAAGUAUGAAUUUGACUAACUUUCUGUUUGUGAUCAUGAGUUGCAUCUGUCCCCCUACCAAUUCUGAGUUGUUGGGGGUUUUUUUUGGGGGGGGGGGGGUCAAUAGUUUCCAGAGGGCUACUUGGGCUCCACCAUCUGGUUGCUUUCACUUUGCCUUCUUUUAUCACAGGUACAUUAAAUCUUCUUGUUCUCUAGUCUA